AUGCUGUGGAGAGAUCCAUUGUUGACGUUGGCAGCCCUGCUGCUGACAGCUGGGAAGCCCCGGCACUUUGAUUCACACACCGUGUACCGCGUUUUGCCCACCAAGGAGCUCCACGUACAGUUCCUCAAUGAGUUCGCUGACAAGCACCUCCACGACGUACACACGUGGCUUAAUUCUCUUCCUGCGUCCUACCCCGGCAUCGUCACGACGGUUCGGGCUGGCUUUAGCUUCGAGCGUCUCGAAAUCCUCGGUGUAAAGAUUUCGUACGGCACCGGCCGCCCCAUAGCUGUCAUCGAGGGAACCAUCCACGCGAGGGAGUGGAUCAGCACGGCCAGCGUGACGUGGUUCAUCAACGAGAUCCUCAGCUCGACCGACGCCAGCGUGAGGAGCAUCGUUGAUCAGUUCGACUUCUACAUCUUCCCUGUCACCAACCCCGAUGGAUACGAGUACUCUUGGACGGAUGAUCGUAUGUGGCGCAAGACGCGUCGGCCACACGUGCCGUGCUUUGGCACCGACGGUAAUCGAAACUGGGAUCAUCGCUGGUUAGAGGAGGGAGCCAGCAGCGACCGAUGUCGUGAGGACUACGCUGGACCGAUGGCGUUCUCUGAGUGUGAGACAAAGGCCAUGUCACACUUCCUGACCAGCCUGGGCAGCCACCUUCAGGUCUACCUGAGCUUCCACAACUACAGGCAGCUGCUCAUCUAUCCCUACGGUUCAUCUCACGAAGUCGCCGACAACGCCGCUGAACUGCACAAAAUGGCUGAGAAAGCAGUCAAAGCUUUGGAAUCCAGAUACGGCACCCAUUAUGCCUUUGGCAGCGUUGCGGAUGCAAUCUACCCUGCGACUGGCGGCAGCAUCGACUGGGUGAAGGGUAAGCUGGCCGUGCCCUACGUUUUCCUGUGGGAGCUGAGGGACAAGGGUCAGUAUGGCUUCCUGCUGCCCCCAGACCAGAUCAUCCCCACCAGCGAGGAGAUCUUCGACAGCGUCCUGUCCAUCCUCCAGGACGUGUGGGACGCUAUUCGCUGUUAG
Messenger RNA from Schistocerca gregaria, 1029 nucleotides. RefSeq names its product zinc carboxypeptidase-like. Lineage: Eukaryota; Metazoa; Arthropoda; Insecta; Orthoptera; Acrididae. The transcript has 7 exons. Gene Ontology annotation, molecular function: zinc ion binding; metallocarboxypeptidase activity. Gene Ontology annotation, biological process: proteolysis. The record is from RefSeq and is a predicted model, not a curated record. The coding region runs from base 1 to 1029 and encodes 342 amino acids.